Messenger RNA from Rhagoletis zephyria (snowberry fruit fly), 1488 nucleotides. Lineage: Eukaryota; Metazoa; Arthropoda; Insecta; Diptera; Tephritidae. The record is from RefSeq and is a predicted model, not a curated record.
AUGGACAUGCGUUUUCUACUGCUGGCAUUUGCCUUCAUCUACUUCAUCUCGUUGACGUUGGCCGCACCGAGACCGGCACCGGCUGUGAUUCCUGGAGCUAGUGAAAAUGAAAUUGAAGAGAACGUAGUGGAGGGCGUCAAGGAGGACAAAGAGGUCGACAAGGGCAUCGAUGAACUGGACCUCGAGUAUGGCCGCUACCUGCAGGAGGUGGUGAAGACUCUGGACGAGGAUCCGGAGUUUGCCAAGAAGCUAGAGAACAUUACUCAUGACCAGAUUAUGAACGGCCACGUUUCUCAGCAGAUUGCCUCAGUGGCACCUGAAGUGCGCAACAAGCUAGACGAACUGAAGCGCAUUGAGUUGGACCGACUGCGCAAACUGGCAAUGAAGGAACAUGAACUGGAGGAGGAGAUCGCCCGAGAACAGCAUGGCGACAACAAUGCCGCUCACGUCGACCACGCCAAUCCGCACACCUUCGAGGCGGAAGACCUUCAGAAGCUGAUCCUCAAAGCGACGCACGACCUGGAGGAGCUGGAUCGGAAACGGCGGCGAGACUUUAAGCAGUACGAAAUGGAGAAGGAGAUUCACUACCGCGAGUCGCUGCAGAAUCUGACCGCCGAGCAGCGCGUCGAGGCGGAGAAGAAGCACGAGGAGGUGAAACAGAAACACCAGAAGCACAAUCACAUCAACCACCCCGGCUCAAAGCACCAGCUGGAGGAGGUCUGGGAGCAGCAGGACCACAUGCCCAAGCAGGAGUUCGACCCGAAGGUCUUCUUUCAGAUGCACGACGUCAAUGGGGACGGCUUUCUGGACCAGGAGGAGGUGGAGGCAGUGCUGUCGAUUGAGGUGAAGAAGCUGUACAAUGAGAAGGACCCCAGCUACGACAAGAACGAGAUGAUCGAGGAGUACCACCGAAUGCGCGAGCACAUCUACAAGGAAAUUGACGCCAACCACGAUGGGCUCAUUUCGCGCAAGGAGUUCCUCGACUACACCAAAAGUCCGGAGUUUGAGAAAGACGACGGGUGGAAGGGCAUCGAGGAGGCGCCGGUGUACACCAAUGAGGAGCUGAAGCACUACGAACAGCAGCGACAGCAGCUGGCGGAUCACUACGCCAAGUAUGGCGCCUACCAGAUGCCCUACCACCCGAUGGACGCUCCGCCCUACGGACAACCGGUGUACUAUCAGCAAAUGCCCCAUCCGAAUGAUCCAAACUACGCAAUGCACCCCAAUGACCCUAACUACGGUCACCAGCAGCAGCAGCAGCAGUACCACCCUAACGGACAGCCGGUGCAGUACAUGAACAUCCACGCCGCGCCGCAGCACGUUCAGCAGCCGAUGCAGGUGCACCACGUGGAGCUGCCGCCGCAGCACUACGUCAACGGUCAGCCGCAACAGCAACAGCAACAAAUGCAGCAACAACCACAGCAGCACAUUGGCUACCAGGUGCACCCUGGUCAGCAGCAGCAGCAGUACAUGGGAAAUGUAACCUAA